AUGACUGAAACCACAGAGAAUCCUGAGAACCAAAGUAUCGAUUUGAGUAGCCCUUUGUACAUGCACCUAUCAGAAAGUGCGGGCAUUAUAUUAGUGCCAGUGGUGUUUGAUGGUACUGGAUACAGGUCCUGGAGAAGGGGCAUACUUAGGGCAUUAUCAGUAAAAAAUAAAGUAGGGUUCAUCACUGGAAAAUGUAACAAACCAGUCGAAACUGCAGCCACAUUCGAUCAAUGGUUGCGUUGUGAUGACAUGGUUACUUCGUGGAUACUCAAUUCACUUUCAAAAGACUUAAGAGACAGUUUUCAAUAUGUGAAUGAUGCUAAAGAGUUAUGGCAGGAACUGGAAGACAAGUAUGAUCAAACAAAUGGUGCAAAGUUGUACCAAUUACAGAGAGACAUCAAUGACUUAAGUCAAGGUGCAUUGGACAUCCUUUUGGUUACUAUACCAGGAUGA
Lycium ferocissimum is the source of this 453-nucleotide messenger RNA. RefSeq lists its product as uncharacterized. The transcript has a single exon. Bases 1 to 453 code for a protein of 150 amino acids. The record is from RefSeq and is a predicted model, not a curated record. Lineage: Eukaryota; Viridiplantae; Streptophyta; Magnoliopsida; Solanales; Solanaceae.